Molecule: messenger RNA, 3027 nt
Organism: Amorphotheca resinae ATCC 22711
Lineage: Eukaryota; Fungi; Ascomycota; Leotiomycetes; Helotiales; Amorphothecaceae
Exons: 5
Coding region: 123-2975 (950 amino acids)
Biological process (GO): mitochondrial translation; leucyl-tRNA aminoacylation
Cellular component (GO): mitochondrion
Molecular function (GO): ATP binding; aminoacyl-tRNA deacylase activity; leucine-tRNA ligase activity
Source: RefSeq, a predicted model, not a curated record
GUCCCUCACCUGCACGAUCAACACCGCAGCAUGGAGCUUGCGAGCCCUCUCGCAUCUCUCCUAUUGCCUUGUUCUAACGAGUGGUUCUAGACGCCUUUGAUUUUCAUGGAGAUUGGGACACCAUGUGGUCGUCAAUUGCCAGAAGCCGGGGCAGGCUUUGGCCGGGAUGGCUUGGUGGCAGCCGCACCUUCACUCGCAGCGCGCGCAAUAUGCGUCAGGAAUUGGACUUCACACUGCUUGACAGUAAAUGGCGACAGAAGUGGGAACUGAGGCAGCCGGGUGUUCAAGGGAAAAAUAGUGGUUCGAAGGAAAAGAUGUAUAUCCUGCCCAUGUUCCCUUACCCGUCUGGGGACCUUCAUCUAGGCCACCUACGAGUUUACACGAUAUCUGAUGUAUUGUCACGGUUCCGACGAAUGCAAGGUCACAAGGUCCUGCACCCAAUUGGCUGGGAUGCUUUCGGUUUGCCAGCUGAAAACGCGGCAAUCGAGAGAGGGAUCGAUCCUGCAACAUGGACCAAGACGAAUAUUCGGCGCAUGAAAUCGCAGUUGCAGGCUAUGAAUGGACAAUGGGACUGGGAUAGAGAAUUUGCGACUUGCGAUCCGAGCUUCUACAAACACACGCAACGGCUAUUCCUCCUCCUCCACCAAAGCGGGCUGGCAUAUCAAGCGGAGUCACUGGUUAAUUAUGAUCCUGUGGAUAAGACAGUCUUGGCAAAUGAGCAGGUGGACGCGAAUGGCUGUUCUUGGAGAUCCGGGGCGAAGGUGGAAAAGAGGAGGCUGAAGCAGUGGUUCUUGAAAAUAUCUGAAUUCAGGGAUGAUUUGCUGAAGGAUCUUGACUUUCUAGCUAAAGGUGGAGCGUGGCCCGAACGAGUACUUGCAAUGCAGAAAAAUUGGCUUGGGAAAUCGAUAGGAGCUCGAAUCAAAUUCCCGGUGGUUGCCUACGAUCAAUCGACCCAUUCGGAUAUAGAAGUAUUCACAACUCGACCGGACACGCUCUUUGGGGUCCAGUACGUUGCACUGGCAUCUACGCACCCAAUUGUUCAAGCGCUCGCCAAGACAGAUCCGGAGCUCCAAGCCUUUCUUGAUACAAUUCCAACCCUUCCCGCAGACUCGAAGGUGGGCUACCUUCUUCCCCACGUGCGAGCUAUGAACCCCCUUGCGUAUGAUGAGUCGACUCCUGCUGCUGCGAAAGAUGAACUGCCAAUUUACGUUGCUCCGUAUGUUUUGGGGGAUUAUGGAGAUGGUGCUGUUAUGGGAGUACCAGGUCAUGACACUCGUGAUCAUGCUUUCUGGAAAAACAACCGCUUCGAUGAGCCAAUCCGGAUGGUCAUCGCUCCCUCCGCAGAUGGAUCUAUUAUUCCCAUCUCUGACGGACCGUUCAUCCAUCAUGGACAUCUUACAUCGCACUGCGGUACUUACGCUGGUCUGACCACGGCUCAAGCAACCAAGAAAAUCAUCGAAGUCCUGGAAUCGAAAAAAAUGGGAUCAACUGCAGAAACUUGGCGACUUAGAGAUUGGCUCGUAAGCCGGCAACGUUAUUGGGGAACACCAAUUCCAAUCAUACACUGCAACUCAUGUGGACCUGUUCCUGUACCAGAAGAUCAGCUUCCUGUUGAGCUACCUACCGUAGAAGGGCAUUGGAUGAAAGGAAAGGCAGGGAACCCUCUUGACGAUGCUCAUGAUUGGGUUAAUACAUCUUGCCCUAAAUGCCAUGGUCCAGCAAAGAGAGAUACAGAUACUAUGGAUACGUUUGUGGACUCGAGUUGGUACUACAUGCGAUACAUAGAUGUCAAGAACGAAAAUAUGCUCUUCAAUCCCAAGAAGGCCGACGAUUCCUUACCUGUCGAUAUCUACAUUGGAGGCGUUGAGCACGCAAUUUUGCAUCUACUUUACGCUCGAUUCAUUUCGAAAUUCAUCGCAAGAACUGGUCUGUGGAACUCAAAGAACUUUGGUGAGCCUUUCAAGAAGGUUUUAACUCAAGGUAUGGUCCACGGCAAAACAUACUCAGAUCCUUCGAACGGACGUUUCCUCAAGCCCGACGAAGUAGACUUGAGCGUAAGCUCGAAACCCAUUGUUGUUGCAACUGGUGAACAGGCCAAUGUGAGCUUCGAGAAGAUGUCCAAAUCCAAGUACAAUGGCGUUGAUCCUAGCGAAUGUAUGUCGAAGUACGGCGCUGAUGUUACGAGGGCACAUAUUCUUUUCCAGGCUCCAGUCAACGAGGUGCUUGAAUGGCACGAAGAGAAGAUAUCUGGAAUCACUCGAUGGCUUCGACGAGUCCACGAACAUAUUGCUUCUCUGCAAGAUGUGUGGAUAGGCCUGAAUGAAAUCACUCCGAAGGCCUAUUUUAUAGAAUUUGGACAAGCUGCGGAAGGGGGGCAGGAAAUGUUGAAGAUUCAACUCCUUGAGAGGGACAAGGCUCUAUGGCGCCUCGUCCAAACAACGAUUCAAAACGUGACUCGGUCAUACAGCGAAACAUACUCCCUCAAUACUGUGGUGUCCGAUCUAAUGACUCUGACCAAUGCCAUAAUCGAGCAUGGAGAUCUGACCAGGAAUCACAAGGUCAACAAAUGGGCAACGAAAGCGCUCAUCCAAAUGAUGGCGCCUAUUACCCCUGCCUUCUCCGAAGAAUGCUGGGAGCUUCUCCAGCACUCCGACCGCAAAGGCCAGGCGUCAUCCCCAUCCAAAGAAGGUCUCAUCUUUGAUUCGGAAUUCCCAGAAAUGGAUGGGACAAUAGAAUGGUUUCCCCCGACAACGCAGCCGUGCGCCGUGCAGGUCAACGGGAAACUGAAAGCUGUUGUGGAACUGCCUAUCCCCGAGAAGGGCUUAGGGGGUGAAGAGCUCAAUAAGUGGCUAACUGGGGAGCUGCUGGCCACCGAUGAAGGGAAGAAGCUGGAGCAGAAGCUUCACAUCACGGAGGCUAAGAAGAUCAUCGUUGUACAUGGGGGAAAGACGAUUAAUUUUGUAGUCAAAAAAUAGACCACUCUAUAUGUAAAUUAAAUCAAUUGUACAAUAAAAUAUCAUGACUUGG